UGGAAUGUCAGUGUACGUCAAAGAAUACACGUUUACAUUUUUUGGUGCUGAGGAGGAUAUUAAUCCAAAGAGGAUGGAAGUGACGGAAGACUGGAUAAAUUCGUGCAAAGUGCCUGCUGCCCUAGUCAUCACCCAAAUGAUAGAAGCAUCAAGAACCUCUGAGACGUCGGUGAAUUUCUGCCAGAAUUCAUGGCACGACAACCAAGGAGACAGCCAUGUCCACAUUUGUCGCCAAGAGAACCUGAAGUCUCAAACAGUAAAUCGUUUUGUAAAGAAAAUCCCAGCAGAGAUAUCGCUAAGCAAAGUGUCAGAAAUGACUUUUUCUCGCAUUUUAAAAAAGAAAAUUGUGUCGAAAGUUAUUAUAAGCAAAUAAUGAGAUGUAAUUUUUCAAGCAAAAUUAAUUUAUCUCAGCAAAUUAUAAUCCAAUCCCCAGUAUUAAAUAUGAUCUAAUCUUGUAAAAUAAUCUAACAGAAGAUAAUUAGGGAGGGAUAGAUGUCCAAUUUAUGUACUUUAUGAAAGUAAUGAUGAACAUGUAAAAUAAGCUUGUAGGUACUGACUUCUAAAUAUGUUUGACUGCCGUUAUUAGUGUAAUGUUUCUGAGGGGAGAUGUUUAUUAAAGUGUAAUCCUGUAUGCAGCCUCUCAGCUUCGAACACUGAGCCUCUACAUAACGUAAUUCGCGACUAAUUUGUACCACACUAAUGCUACAGCUCAAGCAAGUUUUUUGUUUUUUUAGAGAGAGAGAAGAACUUUGUUUUCCUCUCUCCGGCUUCAGCUAAAUAAGUUGUGAGAAUCAUGUAGUGCAGAUAACAGUAAACAACUACUGAUAAUCCUGAAAUACGGUGUAGGAAUACAGAAAAGUGUACGUGCUUAUUUACGUUAGCCUUGUGUCAUGUCUUAUGAGUAGUGUGUCACAAGAAAACACUUUGUGAACAGAACUUCGUUGGAAGAAAAAUAAAGAAGGUGUUAUACAUGUGUACCGUAAAUGUCUGAGUCUUUACGUCUUAGGUGUGAUAUGGAAGGGGUAUUUUGCAGUGUAGAGAAAGGAGUUUUAUGACCUGCAUGUGAGUGAAAAUUACGUGUUCUUAUGUCUCGUAUAUCAUACAGGUACUGAGCCCUGUGUUUGGCACCAUUUUUCUUCGACUAAUAUCACUCAUGCUCGUUAUUAUUUGAACUGGCAGGCUGAGUUGAAAACUGACUAGUCACAAAAAUUUCCCCAAAAUUUAAGUUUGUUUCUGGGAUAAAUAAGUAAGACAAAAUUUGUCACAGUUUUUUCACUCUUAUCAAAGAUUCGA
This is a messenger RNA of Zootermopsis nevadensis, 1293 nucleotides long. Lineage: Eukaryota; Metazoa; Arthropoda; Insecta; Blattodea; Termopsidae. The record is from RefSeq and is a predicted model, not a curated record.